This is a messenger RNA of Sclerotinia sclerotiorum 1980 UF-70, 132 nucleotides long. RefSeq lists its product with no specific name. The transcript is spliced from 2 exons. The record is from RefSeq and is a predicted model, not a curated record. Bases 1 to 132 code for a protein of 43 amino acids. Lineage: Eukaryota; Fungi; Ascomycota; Leotiomycetes; Helotiales; Sclerotiniaceae.
AUGAGAGUUACAAAUGACAAAGCCGAGAUCGAUAUUAUCAGCGAUGCUAAGCACCAUCUCGAGUUACCUGUUGUCGACAGCCUAGGCUCUACUACAUCACAAAAGAACGUUGGCUCUGAGGACUCGGUUUAG